UCACUCUGAGUUCUGGAGCCAACCUGCCCACCCGCUGAGACACUCAGGUCACAGAAGCAGUAGGUCAGGAGCCUGAGGGGAUAUAAGGAGUGCCACUCUGGAGCCCCCCAGUGCACCUGUUGAGAUGGAGACCUCAAAUGGGCAAGGGGGUGAAGGAGACAAGCCCCUAAAGAAGGUGACAGAUGCACCCUACUUAGAGAAGAGCUCCCGCACCACCCCUUCUGGAGACUCACUUGUACACCAUGCCAAGGGUCUGGACCAGGACACCUUCAAAAUUUGCAAAGAAUAUCUAAGACCACUGAAGAAGUUCCUGCGAAAGUUGUACCUGCCCAGGGACCUUCCCCAGAAGAAGAAGCUAAAGUACAUGAAGCAGAGCCUGGUGGCCCUAGGGGACCACAUCAACACCUUUCUGCAACACUACUGCCGAACCUGGGAAAUCAAGCACUGGAGGAAGAUGCUCUGGCGAUUUGUCUCUCUCUUCUCAGAACUGGAGGCAAAACAGCUUCGCAGGCUCUACAAGUACACCAAGAGCAACCAGACAGCCAAGUUCCUGGUGGCGUUCUGUCCCCUGUACACCCUGGAGAGCUCCUUGCUGGCCAACCAGGAAGACAGUCUGCCCAAGCUCUGCAGUGCCUGGGGGCUGCACGGCAACAUCAGCGGCAUGAAGGAGAGGCUGUCCAAGAUGCAGGCCCCUGGCCGAGAGGCCUCCCUGCUGGGGGAGCCAAGAUCCCAGAUCCAGGUCAUGAAAGAUUCUCUAAGGAAACUUCCUCACAAAACAAAACUCAAGAAUAAGAGAAUUAAGGAAGCCCCAGAGACUCCAGAGACCUGCCCAUAAGAACAUCAGGCUAGAACAGAGGGCCAGCUUGCCCUGGGUCCCAGAGCACUUGUCUUCAACACCUCUGCACCCUGGGGGCUGGGACCAAUGAAGGGAAAGAAGAAAACUGUCUUUAUCAGAAGGAUGCUCAGGUCUUAGUUACGUAUAAAUGGGGCGGGAAAUAAACAACCUUAAGACAGUUCUACCUUACUUGGC
Molecule: messenger RNA, 1030 nt
Organism: Acinonyx jubatus (cheetah)
Lineage: Eukaryota; Metazoa; Chordata; Mammalia; Carnivora; Felidae
Gene: CHCT1
Product: CHD1 helical C-terminal domain containing 1
Exons: 6
Coding region: 125-835 (236 amino acids)
Source: RefSeq, a predicted model, not a curated record